Messenger RNA from Diaporthe citri, 1113 nucleotides. RefSeq lists its product as uncharacterized. The record is from RefSeq and is a predicted model, not a curated record. The transcript is spliced from 3 exons. The coding region runs from base 1 to 1113 and encodes 370 amino acids. Lineage: Eukaryota; Fungi; Ascomycota; Sordariomycetes; Diaporthales; Diaporthaceae.
AUGGGGAGACCAGAAGAGCACACUAGUGAUGCUGAGAUUCUUCCUCUGCCGAUGUCAUCGGGCGCUUUCGAGAAGAUCCAGUCGACAUGGAGCUUCCCAUCUGAGCUGCUGCGAAUGAUGCUUAGCACCAUGCCUCUGGCCACGGAAUUCGAAACGGAGAGCCAUAUAGGAAGUGUGAGCGGCCUUCUUCAGGGCCUCCAAGAACACGAAGCUCAGAGACUGCUCUCCUCGCUACAGAAGUCCAUUGAUGUAGCCGAGGAUCCCCUUCUCGUUGCACUCAUCCUCUUCGAGAUGAAAAUCCAUUUCUUCGCGUUGCUCCUAGAGAACCGAGCGAGAGGGUUAGAAGACCUAGAGGAAUCGACAGGCAUGACACACUUCAACACACAGAGCAAGGAGACCGAUGAAGAGAGGGCCAAGAAGCUGAAACGACUGAGCUUCAGCGACAUCACUCAGAAGCUUACAGGUAUCGCUGGCACACUUGCGUUCUGUGAAAUGACCUUCGAGUCCUGCCUACAAGGCAUGCUUGUCGCAACGGAAUGGCGCAACAAGAUCAUCAACCACUCGACCAAAGCAGAGAAUGGUUGUCGCUGGAAUGCUUGCGCGAGUAUUGAUCGGCGCGUAGCGUAUAUAAAGAGUCUGGCAGCUGGUGCAAGAGCGCACGGGAGAGUCUUGGAGGCGCGAAGAGCCGCGCAGGUCCAAACGGUAAAGUCUUCCAACAUCAACCCGAGCCGGCAGAUAUGCCGAGGGGACUCGCACCGCAUCGCCGAGAUCAGCUACCAAGACAACGCCGCGAUGAAGACCAUCGCCCUCCUUGCACGGCGAGACAGCACCGACAUGCGCAUCGUCGCAUGGGCCACGCUGAUCUUUCUGCCGGGCACGUUCACAGCCACGUUGUUCAGCUCGACCUUCUUCGACUUCCUCCCAGACGACAAUAACCCGCGGAUCGUGUCAUGGUGGAUAUGGCUGUAUUGUCUCGUCACCGUGUUGAUCACUGGGCUUGUGCUCAUCGGAUGGUAUCACUUUUCAAGGAGAAGCAGAGCCAAGACACAGGAUGGAAUGGAGAAAUUGAAAAGCAGUGACGGUUUGGACAAAUUCGGAACUCGGGGUGCAUAG